AUGGGUCAAGGUGAAGUAUCCGAUGCUUUUUUACAACAAGUAUUCAAAAAGGUAGAUGCUGAUGGAUCAGGUUCAAUAACAUCCAAUGAAUUACAAUCAGCUCUUUCAAAUGGUACCUGGAGUCCAUUUAAUCCUGAAACUGUUCGAAUGAUGAUAGGAAUGUUUGACAAGGAUUCAUCAUCAACGAUUGAUUUUAAUGAAUUUAAAUCUUUAUGGCAAUUUAUUACACAAUGGGAAAAGGUAUUUCGUGGUUUUGAUGAAGAUAAAAGUGGUUCGAUUGAUAAAGAUGAAUUUCGAAAAGCAUUAGCUUCAUUUGGUAAUACACGUAUGUUUGAUCAAGAUGGAUCAUCCACUAUUGAUUACCAAGAAUUUCGUGCACUUUGGCGAUAUGUUACUGAAUGGGAAAAAUGUUUCAGAAAAUACGAUUUAGAUGGUAGUGGUACAAUUGAUAAACACGAGCUUAAAACAGCAUUAAGCUCGUUUGGUUAUCGUCUUUCGGAUCGUUUCUAUGAUUUAUUAAUUCGAAAAUUUGAUCGAACUGGUCGUGGUACAGUUGCAUUUGAUGAUUUUAUUCAAGCUUGUGUAUCUAUUCAAACAUUAACAAAUGCUUUUCGUCAAUAUGAUCGUUUACAAAAUGGACAAAUAACAAUAAAUUAUGAAGAAUUUUUAUCGCUUGUCUUCUCACUUAAAAUGCAACUCAAUCCAAAUUAA
Molecule: messenger RNA, 711 nt
Organism: Adineta steineri
Lineage: Eukaryota; Metazoa; Rotifera; Eurotatoria; Adinetida; Adinetidae
Source: the annotation of a GenBank genome assembly